CGGCUCGCCCUGUCCACAGACGGUUGAACGCGAGGCGGGUCGGAGCGGGAAGGUGGUGGUAGUGACGCGCGCGCCUGGGCCGGGCGUGUUGGGCCGUGGGGGCGGCCGUUUGAAGCAAGAGGGAGGGGAGGGAGCUGCUGACGCGCACGCGAGAGCUCGUGCGGUGCUGUAGCAACAGAGGCUUCGCGGAGCCCAGGGAGUGGUGGGGGAGGGGGUCGCGAGCUCAGGUCGGCUUCAAUGUGUUUAUGUGCGUGUGUUGGUGCCUAUGGGAGAGCGCAGUAUGUGGCCUCUGUCUGUCCGAUCACUCUUCGGCCAAAAUGCUCGAUCUCUGCCCUCGCCCUAGUGAAGUGAGCGAGUGAUAUCGGCGCGCAGAGCCCGGCAGCGGGUACAGAUUGCCGAGUGCGUGUGCGGAAUAACACACGAAAGAGGACGGGAAGAAAACUUAAACAUGGCGUUGAGGGAGGAGGGGGAUUCGGCGGCGCACAACAACACCAGCAACGCCAAGUGCCAGGAGGAGAACAGUCGCAACGGUUAUGUGAAGAGCUGCGUCACCCCUUUGAAACAGGACGGCGGGUUUUCCAUCUGCAGGUGGUGUAACUUGGAGAGACUUGGCUUGGUGCGUCCGAAACUUGCAGCCUUUUACCUCGGGGGCGGCUGCAGUGCCUUUGCAAUCGUCGCGCUAUCCAUCCUGGCCAGGAGAUGCCUGGACGCGCAGUUUCUUUCAUCCUUGCUGCAGACUUUCCAGACGGCAUGGGCGAUCGCAUUCCAGUCUGUUAGCCCUCUCUUUAGCAUCUGCUGUGCCUUCUUUUGGUUGACAUUUUAUCUGAGGAAGAGCAAACGAGAAAGCAGCACGGCUUGGCUUCUGUCACUGCCUCCAUGUUGCUACCUCGGAGAUUUCUUGGUGGUGCAAGUUUUGCUUGGUGAGGACCAGCUGUAUCUUUGCAGGUUGCUGGCUCCGGCCGUGGUGCUGGGUUGUGUGGGCUUGCUGACAUUGCUCUCCACUUUGAAAGUGAAACAAAGCGUCCUGAUCUUACUGUUCGCCGGCGUUCUUAGGUUGGCUUCCAUCACCAGUUUGAUCGCCCUCCCAACAGCUCUAAGACCCCUCUUGGCCUGUGGGGUCGGGAUGGUGGGGGCUACCAUUGCUGUAUAUUUUGAUUACCUAUUUCCGAAAGAAGCUCGUCGCAGGAUAACCACUGAAGAAAAAAUCCCAGUGAUCAAACCGCGAAGGAGAUCGAGUUGUGUUUCGUUGGGAGAAACAUCAACCAACUAUUAUGGUGGGUGCAAGAUGCCCAGGAGGACAUCAUUGCCUUGCAUAUCGAGAGAGCAGUCAGUCAGUGAUUUCGACCCCAACUCGUAUCCUCAUCAAACAUCUGCUAAACAUUUGUAUGGUGAAGAAGACAAAUGAGAUCAGGAUCCAAUUUGUCUUGCAUUUGAGAGAGGUAACCAUUUCCAUUAUUCUCAUUGUUCAUGAUAUUCUACCAUCGUUAAAAUUCUUGGAAAACAUAUUAAGUUGAAAAUUACAUCAGCUAGCUAGGUGACAUUCUUUUUUUUAAAACAAAUCAGGAACAUAAGUGAAGUAAUUUUGAUUCUGGGAAAUAAAGUUUCUGCAUCCUGGUAGUAUGUCAACAACAAAUGUUCUGUAUCUUGUCCAGCAUGCUGGAGCAGUGUACUGACUCUUGAACUGUCUGUUAAUAAAGGAUUUUAAUUUUUGUACGUGAGAUUUCUAGAGAAAAUAAAGAAGCAUAUUCACUAAGGUCUGAAUUUUUUUUCUAUGAAUUGCUGUCUUCAAGAACACAUCUGAUUCUUCUUUUAAAGUCAAACAUAGUGCAUUUUGAAAAUAAAAUAUUAUUUAAGUUACAGAAGUUUUCUGUCAUCUUGAUAAGGAUUCUAAUUUUCUAUUGCUAAUUUUAUGAAGAUUUUCUAUUUGCUUUACUUUCAACAAUUAAAUUACGUGGCUCAAGAUUAAAGUUUUCCUUUUUGCUUCUCCCUUCAGAACAUUCCUUUCUCGCAGUUAUUUUCCCAUCUAUAAAGUUAUUUUCAUUGACAUUCCUGCCUUGUUUUCUGAGAUUUACCAGUUUUGCUGAAACUGCCACAUAUGCAUGAUAGCAUUGUUUAGUGAACAUUUUUUCUAUUGUCUAAACUGCAAUGACAGUCACCUGACCGGAUGGCCAUUCAGCAAGGAAGCUGACCUGGUUCACUGAUUGAAACCACAGCGUCUAAAGCCAACAUCAAAGUAAUAGGCAAAUAUCCACCUCUGCAAACUUCAAUCUUUCUUGGUGUUAUAACAUUAUUUUUAUUGCAGUUUAAAGUGAGGAUAUUGAAUUUGCAACUGGAGCUGCAUCUCCUGGUGCUAACCAGACUUGGUGAAUGCCAGAACUGGUUUCAGCGACUGGUUACUUGCUUAACGCGACAGGAAAAUCCAGUGGACUGCAUAUUUAUUAGCCUAUCUGUUUUGUAAAUUUACAUUUCAGGGUUUGAUAGUUUUCUCUGUGGUCAUUUUCAUUGUUAGUUAUUUAAGUGAUGACUUUGUUACUGUGACCCACAUUUAUUGAGCAUCCCUAAUUGAAAAGAUAGUGCUAAAAUUCUUGGAAACUGGUAGACAUCCUGUGGUUAUGCCCAAAAUAAAUCAAAGGAUAUGUUAUGUAUGUAACAUAGCAGUAGAGCAGAGUUACUGAUUUAUGGUGGUCAAGUAAAUCUAAUAAUAUAUGUUAUAUAUGUGUGUGUAUGUUAUAUACAUAUGAAUAAAAUAAAUAUAUAGUACAAAGUGUAUAGAAGUGUUGAUUAUACUUUUGGCUUUAAAUAUGAUUGUGUACAUGCUCACAAAUUUAUAAAUCAGCAACCUAAUUGCUACUGAAUGCUCAUUUAAACUGUAUGAUUAAUGUUAACCUUUUUAAACACUAAUAACCAAGUAAAAUACUGCCGAUGCUGAAAAUGUGAAAUAGAAACAUCACACACUGGGAAUACUCAGCAGGGCAGGCAAAAUGUCAUCAACCUGAAACCGAACUUGGUGACCUGCUAUGGAUUUUCACCAUUUUCUGUUUGUUAUUUUAGUUUUCUAAAGUAUGUGAUGUAAUGGAAGAUAUUAGGGAAGGCAUUCCAUGUUGGACAUAGUUUCUAGGAAGGGCAUAUAUAGCAGUAGCAUUGAAUUAGUGGGCUUAAGAGGCUGGCUCUGUGCUUUAGAAGUGAGGAUCAUGUGGUUUGGGAGAAACUAGGUGGACUUUGCAGAUGGGUUUUCUCCUUUUAAUCAAUAUCAAAUUUGAGACAACAAAAUAAAGACAAAGAAAGAUUGACACGACAUGUUUAA
Messenger RNA from Chiloscyllium plagiosum (whitespotted bambooshark), 3304 nucleotides. The record is from RefSeq and is a predicted model, not a curated record. NCBI's taxonomy places the organism in Eukaryota, Metazoa, Chordata, Chondrichthyes, Orectolobiformes, Hemiscylliidae.